Pseudophryne corroboree (corroboree frog) is the source of this 1988-nucleotide messenger RNA. RefSeq names its product serine/threonine/tyrosine interacting like 1 (gene STYXL1). Gene Ontology annotation, molecular function: protein phosphatase binding; protein phosphatase inhibitor activity; protein tyrosine/serine/threonine phosphatase activity. NCBI's taxonomy places the organism in Eukaryota, Metazoa, Chordata, Amphibia, Anura, Myobatrachidae. Bases 504 to 1505 code for a protein of 333 amino acids. Gene Ontology annotation, cellular component: mitochondrion. The transcript has 9 exons. Gene Ontology annotation, biological process: negative regulation of cytoplasmic stress granule assembly; protein dephosphorylation; positive regulation of intrinsic apoptotic signaling pathway. The record is from RefSeq and is a predicted model, not a curated record.
UCUGUGGUGCCCCCUCUCUGAGAGGUGCUUUCCCUCCUCCUAUUGCUGCUACUUUCUGCUGGCAGUUUCUUUACUUUUUUUCUUAGUUCUAAAAAAACAGAUUGUAGGCAGAAUCCCCAUAUGCACAGCAGCACAAGUCACCUGGAAACUGCCCUGGUUCUUGAUCUGUGCAGCAGCUGUCUCCAUUCCUGGGUGCCCCUCUCUGUGAGCCUGUGUCCCCACUCCAUGACAGCAGCACACACAGUCACAGGCAAUGCUCGAAGUGGGCUGGUAUACACCAGUAUGGCAUACCGGCACUUCGAGCACUGACCGCUGAAGAACCCUGCCGCCACUAUCAUUUCAAAUUUAGCGCUAUUCAAUAGCCAAUUGGCACUCUCAAAUCAGCAGCCAUUAGGGAGCGGACGCUCCUGAUUGGCUGCCAGUCCACAUCAGAUUUGGAAUGAUAGGCGGACUGGACGCAGGGGGAGGCACCAGAGUUGCCCUGAAGGCCAUUGCCACCACUGAUGACGACCACAGCCUCCUCCUCACCGCCGCUGCAGCUGACCACAGCCUCCUCAGUACUGCAGAUGCCAAUCACAGCCUCCUCCUCCUCCACAGCAGCAGCACUGCCCAUUAGCAAUAUGGGUGAGUUGGUGCUGUGGACAGCAACAGAAUUAUACAAUAUCUUGAACCAAUCAACAAAGUUCUCUAGGCUUGCGGAACCAAAUUAUUUAUGUCUUUUGGAUGCACGCUCCAAGCGAGAGUAUAAUGAGAGUCACAUUAUAACUGCAAGAAGAGCAAAGCAGGAUGAAGACAUGAAUUUCCAGUUACCAGAGUCUGUAGAACUGGACUGCAUGAUGUACUGUUUGGUGUAUGACAGUCGAACUAAUUCUUUGGAUGAUGAAGGCCCAGCAAUAAAUUGUGCCCGAGUCAUGUCACAACUCUGUCGUCACCCAGUGAUGGUGCUCAAAGGAGGAUAUGAGGAAUUCUCUGGCUACUACCACUUCCUGAGAUCUCAGAAGGUUUUUUGGAUGCCUCAGGAAAUAGAUGAAUUUCAGCCAUAUCCUAUUGAAGUCAUACCUGGUUUACUGUAUAUGGGUGACCAACGACAAGCCAGUGAUCACCACAUUCAAAAGAAUAUGAAGAUUAAAUCUCAAAUUAACAUUUCUUUAGAACCUAUGAACCUGUCUCUCAUGGGUGAACAUGUGUUACAUAUGGCAGUACCAGAUUCAUGUGAUUCAGAUCUUUUGCAAUUCUUUCUAAGUGCUUGCAGGUUUAUAGAUUCUCAUAUGAUGCCAAAUUGUGCUGUUCUGGUGUCUUCUGAUUUGGGGAUCAGCCGCAGUAGUACUGUGGUUAUAGCAUAUAUCAUCCACUAUAGAAAGUGCACCCUCCAGGAAGCUUGGAAUCAUGUUCUUAAGUGCAAAACCAACAUGAGACCAAACAGAGGUUUUGUGCAGCAACUGUCAGAAUGGGAAAAGACAAUUAUUGGGCAGCAGAAUACGGACAUAUCAGAUCCUAAAUUUUGAUCAACAUUGUUUUACUACAAAAAAUGUUUACUCAUCAGUUACAGAUGCUUUAAAUAAGCGCACCAGCAUUCACAGGAUGGAAGAUAUCUGACAAGAUAAACCAACCCACUGCAGUGUUGCUGUACCAUGUACCAAUUCUGUCAUUCGUUAUUUAAUCUCUGCUACAGCAUUGUUAUAGUUGCUUUCAUAACCCAAAAUACAGAUUGUAACAUCUGUGCUUAGUUGUGUUGUUUUGUUUUAUGGGGUAUUUUUUGUUUUGAAUUUUGAUUAAAAUAAUUUUACUUGGACCAUACCUCAUCACAGCAGCCUUAAAUUAAAUACUAAAGUUGAGUUGUUUGUUCAAAAAUACUAGUCAUAGUAUAAAUAUUCUGAAAACUUCUUCAUGGGUGUUGCACCCCAUAUCCACUGACCAGGCAAUGGUAAUAUUUUCUCCAUAAUGCAUAAUUUCCAUGCAAACAGCACAUUAAAUAGAUAACAUUAAAA